AUGGAACUUGUAAUGGAACAGCUAGAUAUUCAUUCUACUUCUGAUGCUUUUGAAGAUUAUUUGGAAAGGUUUGAAAUUUGGAGUAUGACCAGGAAAGAUGUCAAAGAUGAUAAAAUUGUGGCUCAUUUCCUAACAUUCAUCGGAAAAGAAGCGUACAGCUUAUUGAAAACCUUGGCAUAUCCAGAAAAACCUAUUUCACUUCCCUAUGCAAUGCUUAAGGAGUUAUUAUUGAAUCAUGUAAAGUGCCCUGGUUUUGAAUGCCGUGAAAGAGCGAAAUUUCAUAAGAUGAUUCGUCAAAAUGACCAAAAUGUUAAGGAAUUUAUUCUUGAAUUGCAGAAACAGGCUGUCAAAUGUUCCGAUUCUCGUGUAAAAAUGAACGGUGUCUCAAAAAAGAAUUACAAAGGAAAUCAAAAAGGUGAGACCAAGUUUGGCAAAUGUUUAUCAUGUGGAAAACUUCAUUCUCGUUAUUAUUGUACAUUUCGUAAUGCUAAAUGUUUUAGAUGUGGUAAGAUAGGACACAUUCAAGCAGUAUGCAAAGCUACUGUUCAUUUUGCCUCAAGUAGUACUAAAGCUUGUAAUUUAGAUCCCAAUAAUUCAGUUGAUCCUAAUGAUCAUUUAUCUUUGUCUACCAUUUCGAAAGUGCAUAAGACUUUGAAUGAUUUGUGUACGAAAAGUGUAAUUGAACCUGUUCAGUCUUCAGCAUGGGGUACUCCUAUUGUUACGCCACUGAAAUCGGAUGACAAGACUCAUAGAAUAUGUGGUGACUAUAGACUAACAUUGAACUCCCGUUUAUUGAAGCAAACAUGCACGACGGUAGAGGCUGAAGAUUUCCUAAAUCGACUUCAUGGUUCUAAAGUGUUCUCGAAAGUUGACCUAAAAGAUGCUUACCUUCAAAUCCCUUUAGAUCAAUCCUCAUCUAUUUUGACGACAAUUAAUACUCCUUUUGGUCUGUUUAAAUACAAUUUCCUUCCAUUUGGGCUAAGUUGUUCUCCAGCCAUAUUCCAGGAAGUUAUGAAUAAGGUGGUUAGUGAUCUUGAAGGUGUUGAAGUUUAUCAAGAUGAUCUGAUUGUUCAUGGUGCUGAUAAGGGAGUUCAUGACCAGAGACUUAUUGCUUUAUUGCGUCGUUUAAUUGAGAAGAAUAUUACAGUAAAUCCAAAUAAGUGUUCAUUUAGUGUAUCUAGUUUUGAAUGUCUUGGAUACCUAGUUGAUGGUAAUGGUUUUAGACCAGAUAUGAAACGACUAGCUCCACUGACAAAUGCACCGUCUCCAAAAAAUCUUACGGAACUACGUUCACUAGUGGGUGCUCUUCAAUACUAUUCCCGUUUUAUUCCUAAUUUUUCUUGUCGUGCAAAUUGUUUAUCUAAUAUUUUGACAUCCAAUUCAUUCAAAUGGGGUGAGGAACAAGAGUCAUGCUUACGUAGUCUACUAAAGUUUCUUCAAAGUGAUGCUGUUUUUCGAACGUACUCCCCUAGUGUACAGUCUGUGCUUAUCACUGAUGCAUCACCUGUGGGUAUUGGCGCAGUUUUCAAACAGGAAGGUAGACCAGUUAUUUGUGUUUCACGAAAACUUACUGUUACUGAACAAGGCUAUUCACAGACUAAGCGAGAGGCAUUAGCUGUGUCCUGGGCUGUUAAAAGACUUCAUAAAUAUUUAUUCGGAAAGAAAUUCACUAUUGUUACUGAUCAUGAGGCUUUACAGUUUAUUUAUCAUCCUGAAAAAUCCUUAGCACGUGCCUCAGCUGCCAUGGUUCAACGAUGGAGUAUUGCUUUUAGUACCUAUGACUAUACGGUUCAGCACAGGAGUGCCAAACAAAUUCAACAUGUUGACUACAUUUCUCGACAACUAUUUUUUGGUGCAACCUUUACCAGUGAAACGUCCAGAUCUCAUUAG
Schistosoma turkestanicum is the source of this 1890-nucleotide messenger RNA. NCBI's taxonomy places the organism in Eukaryota, Metazoa, Platyhelminthes, Trematoda, Strigeidida, Schistosomatidae. The record is from the annotation of a GenBank genome assembly.